Labrus bergylta (ballan wrasse) is the source of this 2987-nucleotide messenger RNA. NCBI's taxonomy places the organism in Eukaryota, Metazoa, Chordata, Actinopteri, Labriformes, Labridae. The record is from RefSeq and is a predicted model, not a curated record.
CGUUGCUCAGAACCUUCACGUCUCACUCGCGUUAAACAGGUUUUUGUUUAGUUCUGUUUUACAUAUUAAAAACAACAAACACGGGCAGCGUAUGCUUCCGGUGUGGUGAGGUUUGUAAAGUAGAUUUUAUAAAUAACAGUUAACAUAUAAAUAUGUUAACUGAAGUAGACAGCUGACGUGGGAAUAAAUCGUGUUAGCCAAUUAGCUUGCUAGCUAACGUUAGCACGUCAGGCUAAUCUCCUUUGCGUUAGAUGGUUAAUCUCUUCAUCUUUCGUAUCGUUUUGUAGCUCUGGUGGAAAUGUUAACAAUAAACUGUGAAUAGCAGAAGGUAAAGGUGGUCUACAGCUGGAGAUUUAGAGUCGGAUAAUUUACUUGGAAGGUUUGUUUCUUACUUUUAUUACCCUUAAGAAAAGACAACCUGAAGAAAGAAAGAAGAUGGACAUCCAGCUCAACCGAGUCGAUUAUAUUCAGGUUGGUGUGACUUCACAGAAAACCAUGAAGCUGCUUCCAGCAUUGGGGAAAAAGGCAACACAAAAGGUUGCUAUCGCUGAUCAUGAUGGUAUACUGACAUGUUUUGGGAUGAAGAAAGGAGAAGCAGUGCCUGUGUUCAAAACACUGCCAGGCCAGAAAAUAUCCAGAAUGGACCUCGGAGGAGCGGCAGGAACUCCGCAGGAGAAGAUCUUUGUGUGUUCUGGUUCUCAGGUCCGAGGAUUUACCAAGAAAGGCAAACAGUUUCUCACAUUUGAAGCCAACCUAACUGAGAGCAUUAACGCCAUGCAUGUUGCAGGAGCAGAUCUUUUUGUGUGUGCAAGUUACAUCUACAACCACUACUGUGACUGCAAGGACCAGGACUACUACCUCUCUGGAGACAAGAUCAAUGAUAUCACAUGUUUGUCCUCUGAGAACCUGACUCGCAUUGUCCCAGUCCUGGCAUGCCAAGAUCGAGUUCUUAGAGUCCUGCAGGGAUCUGAGCUUGCCUAUGACAUCGAAGUCCCUGGCCCUCCAUCCGUCUUGGAACUGUACAACAAAGAAGAAGGAGACGAAGUCCUCUAUGGAACUACGGAUGGCAAAAUAGGAUUGGUCCAGAUUGGUAAGCGUUCGGCUGCGACCAAAUGGGAGGUCGACAAUGACAAAAAGAAAGGAGGAAUCUUGUGCAUUGACACUUAUGACAUUAUCGGAGACGGAGUGAACGACAUCCUGGUGGGCAGGGACGAUGGGACAGUAGAGGUCUUUGGUUUUGAAAGCACCAAUGAGCCCACAUUACGCUUUGAGCAUGUGUUGUCAGAGAGUGUGACCUCUAUCCAGGGCGGCUGUGUAGGGAAGGAGUCGUAUGAUGAAAUCUUGACUGCAACUUAUACAGGUUGGGUGACUGGUUUGACCACUGAACCCCAGAAGGCUGAAGCUGGCCCUGGAGACGAGGUCAGGAUGAGUAAGGAGACGCAGUCCAAAGUAGAAGCACUCAGGGCCGAGCUGGAGCAGCUGCAGGUCAAAGUCCUGCAGGGCCGUGAGCAGUACCAGCAGACCUCACAGUCCAGCACAGCCGUCUCUGCCGUUCCAUUCUUCAGCAUCAAUGACAAGUUUACCCUCUGCCAGGACGAUGCCAGCUACAGCCUGACUCUGGAGGUGCAGACUGCCAUCGACAAUCUGCUGCUCCAGAGUGACGUCCCCAUAGACCUCCUGGAUGUGGAUAAGAACUCAGCUGUUGUCAGUUUCAGUGAGUGUGAUUCAGAGCAGCCUAAUGGGAACUUCCUCCUGGCCACAUACAGAUGUCAGGCUAACACGACCAGACUCGAGCUCAAGGUGAGGUCCAUUGAGGGACAGUUUGGGACCCUGCAGGCUUACAUCACCCCCAGACUGCAACCCAAGACAUGUCAGGUCCGCAAGUACCAGAUCAAACCUCUGUCCCUCCACCAGCGGACACACAGCAUCGAUCAGGAGAGGCCCAUGAACAGACUAAGUCUGGUGGGACAGUUCAGCUUUGCGGAGAUCCACUCCUGGGUGGUCUUCUGUUUGCCAGAGGUGCCAGAGAAAACACCAGCAGGAGAGAACAUCGCUUUCUAUUUCCAUAACACUUUUCUCGGGACGCAGCUUGAAGCCACCUACUGCAAAGGGGAGGGUCACUUCAGGUCAGACAACAUCUCCACCAUCUCCAUACUGAGUGACGUUCUCUCUAAAGAAGCUACCAAGAGGAAAAUUAAUCUCAACAUUUCAUAUGAUAUCGAUGAUGAGUCAGUGAGCCACACUCUGAAGAUGAUUCAUCCAAAGCUCGAGUACCAGUUGCUGUUGGCGAGAAAAGUCCAGCUAAUUGAUGCACUUAAAGAGCUUCAGGUUCAUGAGGGGAACGCUGACUUCCUAAUCCCAGAGUAUCGCAACAUCUUGGACGAAUCCGCUAAUCUCCUCGAGGAGUAUAAGAAGCAGCCUGCACACCUCGAGAGGCUUUACGGAAUGAUCACGGACCUGUUCAUCGACAAAUUUAAGUUCAAAGGCCAAAAUGUGAAAACUAAAGUGUCCUCAUUGUUGGAGAUACUCGAUAAUUACGACUUAAAUUCUCUGUUAGACUUUUUCAACGAGGCAUGAUGAAAUAUAGAUAAGAGGGUAUUUAUUUACUUGUAUUUAAGCAAUGUUGUCUUGUAAAUACAAAAAAUAUAUAUUGUUUAUUAUAGCUGCAAGUAUAGUAGCAGUGUCAAUGCCAUUCUGUCAUACUGACAUGUAGAUAAUAUUUGUCCUAACUUUGGUAUUUCUAAUGUCUUUAAAUAGCAUCUAAAACGAAGGUGGUGAUGAAUAAUUCACGACAAUGUUGCCAGGAUAGUUAAGGGACUUCUUUAAUCCCUUUUUGAUCAUGUUGAAAAUGACAAUGACCAAAUAUAUGCCAACAAAAAGCACAAAGUUUUUGUUUGUUUGUUGCACAAUAUCAUAGUAAUGUGACUUCCCCCUCUUGAAAUAAAAGUUGAUGGACCAAAAAAUGAAUAAAAAUACAACUAAGACUA